CUCACCAUAAGGUGUCAAACCUAAAGUUGAUAGUCUUGCAGUUACACUUGCCAUAUCCGGGCACUUUUUAGAUGGAGCAUGACUAUAUCAUUUUCAUGUCAAAGGGACAAUCAAAACAACAACAUAAAAUGACAUUAAUCAUAUCAAUAAUUAUUUGUCAAAUCAGACUAUGUAAAUCGAUGAUCCAAACUAUUGACUUUAAGUCAUAAAGAAGAAAGAUGUAAUAUGAAAAUCAAAUAUUGAAUGGUCCUGUAAUUAGGUCAACAAAAUAUGGCAGAAGGAAAAGUUUUACUAGCCCUGCUAAAUGGGCUUGCACGCAAAGAAUACUACAAUGAGGCGGAUAUCAAUGAUGACAUGCUAAAAGAACAACUUUUUCCUGACACACCAGAUGAUGAAUUCGCUCAUAUAAAACAAAGGGCUUCUUCAAUAAUACAUAGUAUGGUAGCCUCUAAUAUGGACCUGAAUCAACUCGAAGUAUUUCUAACAUCCCAAACAAAGAAAAAAGAUCAUCCGCUAACAGAAGAACAAGUUAAAAUCUAUGCAAAAUUUUGGAAACAGCAUCGAACAAAGAUUCAUGAACAAUUAGUUACACGGACAGUUUGGGGGAACACUUUAAAAGAUGUUAGCUGGAGAGUUGACGUCAUGUCCCAGUCACGCUCAAUGGAGAGUAUAAAUACACCUACAGCCAUAGUGGAGCUACAAUUAGAAAAUAGGAUGAAAAAUGAGACAGAUUCCAUUACAUUUGAAAUGAAUGAGGAAAAGUUACAAAGUGUUCUUUCAAGUCUGCAGGAAAUUGAUGAUACCAUCAAGAAGUAUAGCUCUUGAGCUACUCAAUAUACAUUCAAUUUGAAUAUUUGUAAUUGUAUAAACAAUCUGCCAUAAAGAUACUCACUAUGAAACAUCACAUCUCGGAGGGAAACCUUUUUUUGACAAACUACAAAAUGUUGGUCUAUCCCAACACAUGGCAGUAUUCAUCCAAAGAAUUUCUCUGCUGUAUGCAAAUUUAUUUAACCUAUUCUGACUAAGAAAAAUCCAACAUGUUAACAAACCUAAUUUUCAUGAUUUUCCAAAAUCUCAAAUUGAUGUUUAACUUAAUACAGCGGAAUUUCAAUUCCACAACUUCGUAUAGUAUUUCCAGUUGCUACAGAGAUGAGGUAAUUAAUGUACUGUACAUGUAAAAUGUUCCCUAAUGUAUCACUCUACUACUUGAUCACGUUUAAAAGGAUACAGGCCACAGUGAAGUUGCAAAUUGAGCGUGUAUUCUCUAUCUUAAUUUGUCUAUAGAGCUUUUCUGGUAAUAAUAAACUGCAAACUGCUUGAUGAAUCUAUACAAUGUUCAAUAGAAUACUUGGAACAUAUAAAAUCUAGUUUAUCUUCAGAAAUAUUGAAAUGAACAAAAAU
Owenia fusiformis is the source of this 1401-nucleotide messenger RNA. The record is from the annotation of a GenBank genome assembly. NCBI's taxonomy places the organism in Eukaryota, Metazoa, Annelida, Polychaeta, Sabellida, Oweniidae.